AUGGCAGUCACAAUAUUGCAUUUCAAUGAAAGUAUGUUUGAAACGAUUGUAGCAAUAAGAUACAGGUUAAAUUUACCAACAAUGCCAGAAAUGAUGAACAGAUAUUUCAGAAUGUAUGAUACAACAAAAGAUUUAAUCAAAGCAUUCAAAAAUUCAAAGCAAGUUCAAAAAAAGUUUGCGGCAUUAAGAGCUAUAAAGAGAGGUCUUCAAGCUACCGCUGAUCGUAUUACUCUUAAAUCACAUAAAUAA
Messenger RNA from Trichomonas vaginalis G3, 249 nucleotides. RefSeq lists its product as uncharacterized. The coding region runs from base 1 to 249 and encodes 82 amino acids. NCBI's taxonomy places the organism in Eukaryota, Parabasalia, Trichomonadida, Trichomonadidae. The record is from RefSeq and is a predicted model, not a curated record. The transcript has a single exon.